Drosophila serrata is the source of this 3357-nucleotide messenger RNA. It is a transcript of the gene HPS4, whose product is annotated as Hermansky-Pudlak syndrome 4 protein. Gene Ontology annotation, cellular component: lysosomal membrane; cytoplasmic vesicle; BLOC-3 complex. The record is from RefSeq and is a predicted model, not a curated record. Gene Ontology annotation, molecular function: small GTPase binding; guanyl-nucleotide exchange factor activity. Gene Ontology annotation, biological process: melanosome assembly; protein targeting; vesicle-mediated transport. NCBI's taxonomy places the organism in Eukaryota, Metazoa, Arthropoda, Insecta, Diptera, Drosophilidae.
GCAUUGUGUGGCGGUAUUGGCUUGUUGACUUAUCAGAAUCAGCGUUCGCUCGUCGGAAUGUGAUAAGCGGCAGCUCUAAACUCGAAAGCUGUUGGAUUUCGGAAUCUCUUGUGGAACAAUGUUUCGGGACUGGCGGAAGUCCAGACACAAGCGAUGGCAGCAGCUGCAACAGAAGCAACAGCAGCCAUUACUUCUCAGCGAAAGGGAGACUAUGAUCGUGUUCGUCUACGACACAGAGUGUCUGCAGGAUGAAGCGGAUGAUCCCAUAGCGGCGGUGCUUUACUUCCAUCCCAGUUGGGUUUCAGACACCCAAAAGGUGGCUUUGUGCGGGCAGCUGAUGGGCACUUCGUACUUCCUCAAAGAUUGCUUCUUCAAGCCGCGCAUCCUGGCUCUGCAGAAUGGAAAGUUUGUGCUCAAGGAGUUUGGACGUUUCACCUUGGCUGUUGGCACUGAUCGGAAUAUAGGCGAUGAACUCCUGGAACACCGCGCCGAGCUGCUUAGUUCCCUGCUCAAGUUUUUCCACCGUGAUCUGCAAACUCUAUACGAUCAAUAUGCCCUGCCACCCGCAUUGAAUAGUCGGAAUCUCAGCGAGAAACUCUACCACAUCUUUGAGACAUAUUUGCCGAUGCUGCAAAGGAAUGGCAACACAUUCCAAAAUGUCCCCAGAUUGCGCAUGCCGAAGACCGCCAGUCACAUCUUCUUGGAAGCCAUACAGACGCUGCAGAGUUGUCAGCAGACUAAGGGGAUCCUAGGCGGAGCCAUUCUCUAUCACAACAAAGUGGUGGCCUCCCAGCUGAGCGACAUGGUGACCAAGCAACUGGUUCUCACCGAUCCUCGGCAUAUACGCACGGCCGCCGAGCAGGUGUCCAUUCAGCAGCAGCAGCAGUUUCACAUUCCCAACGGCGUCCAGAUGCUGGUGGUGUACAUGGAGCAAAAGCAGUACCGCGAGUUGGCCGGGGAGGCACAGCGCGCCCAAAACUUGCAGCUGAUGGGCACGGCUCAGCUACCGCACAGCGGAAUGCCUUUUCAGUACGCCAAGCGAAAGAUUAAGCGGGAUAAAUCGCUGAUCUUCACGCACAUACCAGAGGAGGAGCAUGCACCGGAGCACGAGCAGCAGCAACCGCAGCAACCGGCUACCGUGGAGAUGCCCCCAGCUAGACCCAAAGCCAUGCGACCCACACACCUUCCGCUGCGCCUGAAGAGCAUGCACAGCAAGGACUUGCCCGAGUCCGGAAUCGCAUCCAUCAACUUUGAUGAGACAGACUCCUAUCCGGAAUUUAUUGGACGCACAAGCGUGUGCAACACGCCGAUGACCGAGAACAAAGUUCUGCCCGUCGGCAGUGUGAUGUCCAUUUGCGCCAAUCCCGAUGAUCCCGAGGGCAAGGCAGAGGAUGUCCACAAUUCCAAUGGCAAGGCCCAGUCGCGGCGAAACUCCCUUAAGCUUGACGUGGAGAAGUUCUUCCAGAACUUCAUCAGCAAUCCCAGCAAGCAGAUGACUCGUCGGAAGUCGUCCGCCGAUCUGCAGGAUGCCCUGCGUGCCAUUUCCAAGAAACUGAAUCACAUCACAGGGUUUAAAACAGACGUGAAUAGAAAUGGAAGUGGUAACAGUGACGACUCCUCCUCGGGUUCGCCGGAUUUCAUAGAGAACGACGAGAAGAUCACCUCGCGAACCAUCAGCGAUCCCACCUAUCCGGUAUUUAACACUAAUGGCCAGCAGAUCUCACGCAGCCUGUUCCAGCAAUUCCUCGAUCAGUACCGUCGGCUUUGGGGCGCAGCCAGCGAGCAAGCACAUCAGGAUGCCGAGUUAGCUGCCCUGGUAGCCGAGUUUAAAGAAUUCAAUGCUGAAAUCCAAAAGCUGGACGAACACAUGCGACAACAGGCCGCGGAGGCGGAGGCGGUAUCGGCCGAUAGGAAUCUCAACAACUCUGCAACAGCCAAAACUCCCUUGGACAAGCGCUCCAUGACGCUGCCCCUAAAGUCAGCGGGAGAAGCCACUUUUGGGGAGCGUGCCUCCAGUCGCAGUGUAGCAGGAGGUGUACCCUUGACUCCCCUAAUGGCCAAGCUCUCGGUUCUGGCUCUCAGUGAAACCACACCGAUAGAGAUACAAACGCCGCUGACCAGCAGCAAGGUCUUUCCACGUCGCAGCUCCCUGAAGUGCGAGGAUGCUGUGGAUGCCUUAGCGGCUAUGUCCACUGCUCCUGCUCUGCCGCCAGCUUCCGGUCAAUCGGAUGGCUUACAGCGCACAGAACUCUACAUUUGUGGUCAACAGAACAUGACCCUGUUGCUGCUCAUGGAGGAGGGCACCUGCCAUCAGCAGAAGGUGGUCCAGAAGAUGUUUGACAUUUGCGUGGCCAAGUUUCCGCACAUGGAAUCUCAACUGAAUCAGACUCUGAACGUGAAUGUGGAGGGCGAUAAGCGAGAUGGCAGCAACUAUAGCUUCAUGUGCGUGGAUGCCAAGUGGGAUGUGCUGCAGCGGAAUGGUCCCUGGAAUCCCCUAGAGCUUAACAUCCUGGAGAGCAUGCACUCGAUACAUUCCAGUGGACACCAUCAUCUUACGGACUUGAUACUGAGAUCCCAUGACUCGGUUUACUAUGGCCACAAGAGCGGCCGGACCGAGUUCUUUUACAAGGAGCCCACCCAUCAGAUAAACGGCAUACCGCCGCCCUCAGAUCCCAUUGGGAACAUACAGAUGCGCGCCAAGUCGCGGCUGGAACGCGAUCAUUCCUACAUGCUGUUCUAGGACGUUGCCUAGAUCAUUGUCGUCGUAUAAUUAUAAACAUAUUGAAUACUCGCAUGCUUAGCCAAAAAGAAAACAGAAAACCAAAAACGAUAACGUUAACGGGGCGUCUCUUCAAGUGCGUUUUGGGAGAGCCCGUAAAAAGCCAACUUAAUGCCAUCCGCUGCUGUUGUUUACUUUGCGAUCUCCAGCUCCCACGCGAGUUGUGUGUGUGUGUUCGGAAAAUUAUUCCAUAUCAUAUACAUAUAUACAAGGGAACUCUAUUUUAAAAGAUUUAUACUCUUGCUUUGACGAAUUUUAUACGAAAAUUUACACAGAGAAACGCAGCAGUUGUUGAACUUUUCCGAUCCCCCCUCGCGUGGGAUUCCAUUUUGCCUUGUUUUAUCCUUUCACUUGAUCGAUGUAAAGUACAAAAGUGUUUUUAUGCUUCGUUUACAAUGUCCAGCACUGCACUGUUGUUGUUUAAUUUAUAAGCUUGUAAUCUGUACACUUAUUUUAGUUAUUAUCUUACACUUGCUUUGCUUUACCAAAGGAAUUAAGUUGAGGUCGAGCUUUUAAUUGUAAAUACGAUGCAGGAAUUAGAUUCGUUUAGGUGGAAUAAAUUAUUUGUAACUAACUUA